Neopsephotus bourkii (Bourke's parrot) is the source of this 4925-nucleotide messenger RNA. RefSeq names its product CD164 molecule (gene CD164). The record is from RefSeq and is a predicted model, not a curated record. Lineage: Eukaryota; Metazoa; Chordata; Aves; Psittaciformes; Psittacidae. Bases 26 to 724 code for a protein of 232 amino acids. Gene Ontology annotation, cellular component: cytoplasmic vesicle. The transcript has 6 exons.
CUUCUUUGGCCUUACGGCUGCCGCCAUGGGCCGGACACCCGCGCUGCCUCUCGCCGCGCUGUGCCUGGCCUGCCUCUGCGGGCUGACCUCGGGGGACGUCCAGAGCGGCCGCGUGCGCGCGCCUGGUGUAGGGAACGCCGAGACCGUUGGUACCUGUGGAAACAUCUCUAACUGCAAUUUGUGUAUUGGUGAUGGCACAAGUGUAACAGGCUGCAAGUGGAUAAAUUGUGAAGGAAAAAUAGGCAUAUGUGUAAACGAAACAGAAGCAGCUUCGAAGAAUCAAAACUGUACUGCUGAAGACCAGUGUUCUUUUGCUCCUUCCAGUAGUCCUGUGCCAUCUUCCAAUGUUACUACCACAGCAUCUUCCAAUGUUACUACCACAGCAUCUUCCAAUACGACCACAGCAUCUUCCAAUACUACCACAGCAUCUUCCAAUACGACCACAGCCAGUCCUGCUACAACAGCUCAUACUACUAUAGCAGGUAAUGUUACCAGCGUAACUGCACAUCCUCCUGUACCUACAACUGCCAUUACUUCAGCUGCCACAACACCCAGUAUUCCAGGUACAAAUGCUACUGUGACUCCUGCACCUUCUCCACGCAAAUCUACUUUUGAUGCUGCGAGUUUCAUAGGUGGAAUUGUCCUUGUUCUGGGUCUGCAGGCUGUUGUUUUCUUUCUGUACAAAUUCUGCAAGUCAAAAGACCGAAACUACCACACACUUUAGGACCUGCCACUUUGUAAUGGACUUGUAGCCCAACACCUGUAGUUCACUGAACCAAAAUAUUUUCUGUUGCUCAUGGAAGACAGCAGUUCAUAAUAUCCUUUAAAUCUCUAAAAGAAGACUUUAAAAGAAUAUUUUUGCAACAUUAUACUUGGCAAGAUGUGACAUUAAUCUCUUCAACAGGAGUACUUGGAAUAUGCUGCAUGGGUUCUAAUGGCUGUCUUAUUUUCCUUUAGUGGCUGCUGAUGUGGGACUUUUUUUUUUAUACGCCAAAUGUAGACAUUCAGAGAUUCUUAUUCAGUGGCAACACUGUCUUGAGUAGAUAAUCUUGUGAUGACUUGUGAAGGCUAAUUUAAUCAACAUUUGAUACAGUAUCCCUUCAGCUUUGUCAAGAUGUGAAUUACUGGUGACUGACUUCAGGGAGUGAAAUACCAUUUAUACUAGCGUAUGGCUCUUAAAGCGUGCUGCUAGAAAGAUAAACUAAAUCGUAGAAGUAGGUGAUGUCUUAACAGAAUCACAUAACUUUUUCCCUUUUUUUUUUUUUUAUACACAAGAAUAAAGGUUGCCUGUUAAAAACUGCAUUCCAAACAUAUCCUACACCCUUUUCAAUUAUGUUGCAGGUGGAGAGGGGAUGUGAGGAUAAUCCUUUUAAAGGGGAAAUGAAGAUUAGUGCCUUAAAAGAGUAAACAAAAGGCUGCAAAAAUGUCCCACUUAUCUCAAAGACAGAUAAAGCUAUUAAAUACUAGCUUAAAUUAGGAUAAUGGAAUACAUGGGACUUGAGCAUUCCAGUUUGAAAACGUUUUACACUAAGUAACUGUCCCCUAUUGACCUUGUGAGGGUGGAGAAGCACGAUACAGUAACAUUCACCUAUGGACAGAAAAUUUGUUUACCUUUUGUUCUGGCCUACAAACCAUAGAACUAGUGAUAAAAUUAAGUUCACUCCCUGUAUAAGAAGGUAACAACUUAGAUUUAUACUUGAAAUACUGGUGUUUGGAAAAUCCUGGGAAUUUUCUUAUUCAAACAGUUCCUGGACUCAUUGCAAUUAAUUUCAAGGUUUGGGUGGUUUGUUUCUCUUUACCCUUCGGUAUGUCUGCUUGCUGAAGGAGCAGUUAAGUGUAAUGCAGAGGAUCUGCUGAUUUGAUCCUAGUCAGGAUUGCUGUAGUCCUGGGAUUCCCAGGGCUACACCUUUUUACUUUCCCCCUCCACCCUUCCUGGCAUCGGAUUGGUGUCACCCUCCAGUGAACUGGUUAAGCAAAUCUAUUUGGCCAAAUAGUGUGGUGGUGUUGUUUUUUUUUUACGUUGGCUGGAUCAGCCACUGUGAUCUGGGUAUCAAAGGUACGUCCUUUCCAGUGACUUGAGCAUUUGUGAAAGUAAACCCACAGGAAGAAUGGAAGUAAAGAUGAAAUUCAGGUGGUGGAUGUAGCACAUAAUACGUAGUUUUUGAUGAUAUACUUUGAUCAUCAAUUUCAGGAUAACCUGUAGUACUGUUAAUAGCUCUGACUUGAGUGGAAUUUGGCACCCAGUAGAAAAUGAUGCAUUAAUGCAGAUAAUAGUCAUGGCAGUGGAGCUUAAAUAUGAAGCAAAUUAAGUGCACUUCAGUUGGAAACUAAAGUGCACAGUGUUGCUUUCUUUUGUUCUUCUAGUUCAAAUGGCAUUGUUUCUGUUGUGCUGCAUAGAAAACUGAAAUUGCUACAAAGUUACUCACCAGUACUGUAUCUUUGAGUUUAUUAGCUUUUGAUUUUUCUAAACAAAACUAAGACAAUCAGCUCAGGUUUAUUAAAACAGCAGAGUGAGCAGCCAGUUUCCAGCAACAGUAUGUGUGUGGGUUAGAUGGUAUAUCCUUGGCCUUACUGUGAAAUCACUUAAUCUGUCCUUUCCUUAUCUCAGAACUGUUCUGCUACAUUUAUUUGUUUAACAAGAUAUCCAUGAGCUUGUAUUCUCUGCUUUGCAGUGAGCAAAAUAACCUGCUAAAUUGUGAUAGUUCUUCAGCUCAGCAAAGCAAACUCUAUGCCUAGUACAUAAUUUUUGGAGGCCUCAAAGGGCUAUCUUCUGGGUAACUUGCAGAAAAUUGCUGCAGAACACUUCAUGGCAUGGAAGACAUUAUAAAAUACUGCUAAAAUGCUUAUUCAUGAGCUAGGCUGACCCUGAUUUAGGUUGCUGAUAAAGUCUGCUGGUUAAGCAAACUAAAAAUAAUUUUAAAAGUGCCUUAAAGUUACUUAAUCUUUUGCCUGAAAUUUUGUUUAAAAGGGUAGAAGGGAUACCUUGCCUUAGUUCCUGAUUUUUUUCUUGGUGCCAGCCAUUGCUACUUUCCAAGAGUACAGGAAACCCAGGAUCUCUGACAUGUACAGAUGCCAAUCUGAAAAACUCAAGCUUGUACGGUAUUGAUUCAGUCGUGUUUUGGAAGGCCUGCACUACGCACCGCUUGCUUGUUAGCCUUGCCAACAAGGUAUGAUCCCCAGUUUAGAGUUCUGGAUAGGAUUGUUUCCCUUUUGGUUGUUUGGGGGGAGGGGGGGGUCUGGGUUAUGCAUCUUCACCAUGUGCUUGGCUGCCUCACUAUGAUUAGUAAUUACUCCUUUGUGAAACAUCAGUAUGGGCUGAUCCGUGCUGUGCACUAGCAAAAAAACCUGAGGUAACAACUUGCAGUUUUUCUUGGCCUUGUGUUUUGAAGUGGAAGGUAGCUCAUAGAUCUGUAGUUGUAUUUGCCCCUACAUGAAUUUUAGGCACUGAACUGUAGUGACUCUUCAAGUUAUCUGGCUUUUUCUUGAAGCCAACUUGUGCAAAUAUCAAGCUGUUAUGAAUGUUCUCUGCAAGUGUUGCUGUAAAAGUUUGUAUUUUGUCUUCAGUGGAAGAAAACUGAAACAGUUGUAAUCACAAAACCAAAUUGAUAAAUAAAAAUCUGUUGAACGGAAUUUUUCUUGUAAAGUUUAAUUUGAGCAGUCCCAGAGGGAACUGUCUGCUGACUUUCUGGAGAUAAGAGCCAUUUUCCAUAGAAACUGAGGAGCACUGUAGGGAAAGAGGGAGAAUGAAAGGUUGAAGAAUUGUUAGCUCUCCUAAGUAGAGUGUUAACUCUGCAUUUGUUACAUGCAACAGUACUGAUUUAGAUUUAGAAUAGUCUCCAAAAGAAUUCUGUAGUCCAUGUUUUCCAUGUUUAACCUUGUUUUCCCCUUAAAGCCAAACAGCAAGGCAUUUACAAGCAACUUGUAAGGCUUAAUUCUCCUCUUUCCAAUAGCAGACCUUGUAAUAAUACUGGAUGUUAGCUUGUAAGGUGGAAGAGGGACUGUUGUUCCUGGGAGGCUGUAAAUAACCCCUACCUUUUAGCAUCUUUUCACAUUAAGAUCUUUGACCUUAAUGAAAAAGGCAUUGCUCUGAGCCUUAUUUCUUUCCUGAUGGCAUGAGAAAGAGGAGGAUAUUUGCUCGGGAGUAACUAUGCUUGAAGAGAACAGACCGAGCACAAUUCUGUAGUUACAGACUGACUGUAAUGAUAACUGGCUCUGGGUGAGCUGACUUCAAUAGCUUUACAUCAAGGCUUUGACACUUUUGUGGGCAGUGAAUGUGUCACUAAGUAGUAUUGACAUAACUUGGUCUCAUACAGGAAGCUGAAAAAACUCCAGUGGUGUUUUGGGAAAAGCUGUAUGGAAAUAGAGGAAACCUGAUGUGCUUAAAAUUGCUGUGCCUUCCGGAAAAGCAUCCAUUUACUACAUGCAGUCAAGGACUGAAUUAUAUUUUUGUUACAGUGCAGCACUGGAAGCCUCUGAAUACUUGUUUAUCCCUACAGUACCAGUCUUGAUGUUACUGCUGUUCGUUGAAGGCAGUCUUCUUUCUGUAGGUACAGCAUUCAUUCAGAAAUCAUCUUUGAAUUUUGCUGCAUUAAGUGGAGCACUAUUUGAAGUGUUUUAUCAAGAAGCUGUAAUUAGCUGGAGAGAGCCCUUUUUACUGCUGCCAUGGUACAGAAGUGCUUCAUACUGAUGAUAUUGUUCUACUUCCAAAUUGGCAUCUGGUUCCUGGAAUGUGCUAGAAUAACAUUUGAUGGCUUCUCUAGUGACAGCUGACCUUGGAUAGUUAUCAAUCACCUUGUCCUUCAUUUAAGGCAUACUUUAAAAUGAAUGUUAUUUGAUAACUGAUUCCACAGCAUUCCGAGUAUAUUGUGACCUGUUUUGAUGUAGCAGCAAGCAUAAAUGAAAUAAAGCUUGUUUCAGUAAUGAUG